Molecule: messenger RNA, 849 nt
Organism: Australozyma saopauloensis
Lineage: Eukaryota; Fungi; Ascomycota; Pichiomycetes; Serinales; Metschnikowiaceae
Exons: 1
Coding region: 1-849 (282 amino acids)
Source: RefSeq, a predicted model, not a curated record
AUGAAAUUCACUCUCGCUUCGACUGUCCUUGCGGCUUCUUCUCUUGCAGCCGCAGACACCAUUUACUUCUCUGUCCAAGACCUGGCUUCUGGCAAGCUGAUUGGCAGCCUUUAUGACGCCCACGAAUUGGCUGGAGGCCAAUUCUUCUUUGUUGGUAGCAAUCCUGCUUAUUACGACUUUGACCCAGUGACAAAGUCUGUCGGGUAUCAAUUAGGAAGUCUUCCUUACAAGUUGGGCAAGGUGGUCCUCAAUGGCUGCGACUCAUUUUGGGGUGUCUUCGCUACUAUUGGUGGCCCCGGCGAAGCUCUUUGCUACGACUCUACCGGGUUGGUCACAAACUACAACUUCUGGGCAUGCUCUAACGUCAAUGACCCAUACAAGUACUCUUGGAAUAGCAAAGUGAUUAUGAUCAAUGCUCUUGGAAACAACACUGCCCCAUACCCAACCUGUAACAAGGUUAAUAUUUAUAAAAAAGACGUCGCCGCUCCACCAGGCAACAAGAAUGGUACUUGGACUAGUUACACUACCUACUGUCCAUUGCCAACUGUUGUGACUAUCACUACCUGUGGUACUCAAACCUGUUACCCAACAGCCGUGACCGUUACAACAGCUACCACAGUUACAUGUGCUAACUGCCUUGUCCCACAAGCUUCGACUACUGUUGUCGUUCCUCCUCCAGUAACUUUAGCUUCUGUGUCCACCGCCACAACUGUUAUUCCACCACCAAAGACUGUUGCCUCUGCAUCUACUUCUACUGCCCAGCUUACAAUCACCUACACUGGAGCAGGAGUCCAAAAUGCUUUGGGAGUUGCUGGAGUAGCUGGUUUUGCUGCUGCAAUGUUAUUGUAG